Aspergillus eucalypticola CBS 122712 is the source of this 1034-nucleotide messenger RNA. RefSeq lists its product as uncharacterized. The transcript has 2 exons. NCBI's taxonomy places the organism in Eukaryota, Fungi, Ascomycota, Eurotiomycetes, Eurotiales, Aspergillaceae. Bases 1 to 975 code for a protein of 324 amino acids. The record is from RefSeq and is a predicted model, not a curated record.
AUGGUGAGCACGUCCUCUCGUUCUGGGGUGCCUGCCCCCACUGCCCCCAAGUACUUGCGUACAAGCAAGCACUUGUCCACUCCCUCCCCUGUGGCUCCUUGGACCACGUCCUCUCAUUCUUCCAUUCCCACCCCUGUCCCUCGUUCCCCUGUGGCUAAGGCCACGUCCGUUCCCUCUCCCCGUCCCCUUUCCGCGGGUGCGUUGUUCCUGAAAAGGUUCGACGAGAAACACCCAACUUCCACUCGUUCUAUCCCCGUCCCUGUCGCUCGUUCCCCUGUGGCUCCUCGGACCACGUCCUCUCCUUCCGCCCCCCAAAAGACUAGUGCCAACGGCCAUAGCGCCACUUCCCCUCGUUCUUCUCCUUCUGUGGCUCCUCGGACCACGUCCUCUCGUUCUUCUAUUCCCCUCCCUUCCUCUCGUUCUCCUGUGGCUCCUCGGACCACGUCCUCUCCCUCUUCCUCUUCCCUUUCCGCGGGUGCGUCGUUCCUGAAAAGGCCACGUCCACUCGUUCAUCUAUCCCACCCUUCCUCUCGUUCCCCUGUGGCUCCUCGGACCACGUCCUCUCCUUCUGUGGCUCAGGCCACGUCCAUUCCCUCUCCCCGUCCCCUUUCAGCGGGUGCGUCGUUCCUGAAAAGGUUCGACGAAAAGCACCCAUCCACUCGUUCCCCCGUGGAUCUUCGGACCACGUCCAUUCCUUCUCCUGUGGCUCCUCGGACCACGUCCACUCCUUCUGGUAAUAGUCGUCCGUCUCGCCUGCAGGCGUUGCGGGAGGCGUAUUACCGAUCCCGCGAGGCCAGGGCUCGAUCCGAUGCAGCCCUUGCGUCCACCGAGGAUGGAGCAGCUUCGGCUGCGAAGUCCGCGGCUCGCAAGGGUAAGUCGGUGAAGAGUGUCCAGUUUAGCGAGGUCACCACAGUCAUUACCGUUAGUCGGUGGAUUAUCAAAGCGCGCGAUAUCCACCGUUGCUGUUGGUACUAGUCUUUUUCCCCUUUCUUUUAUCCUUGUUGCAGGCUUUUCCUUGAACACUUUCGUUUUCC